Molecule: messenger RNA, 576 nt
Organism: Nematocida minor
Lineage: Eukaryota; Fungi; Microsporidia
Exons: 1
Source: RefSeq, a predicted model, not a curated record
AUGACUGAGCAAGCACCAAGACGAAAAAAAAGUGUGUGGAGAAUUAUAUUCGAAGUAAUCAUGUUUAUUGUUGUACUAUUUUGCAUAUACGUAUUCUAUAAAAGUAAAUAUGAUACAUAUAACCUGUACUCAAGUGCAUAUGUAAGAACAACACCAUCAUAUACAGCAGCAGAAGCUGAAGCAACCAAAAAACGUGUACUUAAUUAUCUAAACACUAUGUAUGGCAAUGGAGCAACAGACACAUAUAAUCCACACAAGGAUAGACCAACAGCAAGAGAUACAUCAGCAUAUACACCAACAUAUAGUCCAACAUAUACGCCAGUAUAUACAGCAACAUCAGCAUAUACACCAACAUAUGGAGAUAGUGAUGCACAUUCUAGCCAAGAAGAAACUCCAGUGAUUGAGAAUAGCCGAACAGAAACUCCAGCCACUAUGGUGAAUGAAGGAGAUAGACUUUAUUGGUCUUCAGUAUUUCCUAGUUGGCCAGCUAUUGAGUUUAUUCAGAAUAAUGGAGCAGCGGAAGGUCUACAGGCCCAACCAAACACUCCUCCUCCACCAUAUUCAACUUUGCCACCG